Diatraea saccharalis (sugarcane borer) is the source of this 5054-nucleotide messenger RNA. NCBI's taxonomy places the organism in Eukaryota, Metazoa, Arthropoda, Insecta, Lepidoptera, Crambidae. The record is from the annotation of a GenBank genome assembly.
AUGGUCCGUAGUCCUCAAUGGGAAUCGUGCAAGUGUUACUUCGCCAAGCUGGGCAGCGAGGUGUCCCCAUACGGCCCACUUUGGGACGCGCCGCCGGCACCCGUGCCUUACCCGGACAUCCUGGCAUUCCCACCAGCCGAUCUCGUAUGGUCGGCAGCCGGUUGCGGCGGGCGCGCCGGCUCGCGCGCUCCCCCUGGCGGCAAGAAGCCGCGCCGCCGCGUCGCGUCCGUUGCGCAACGUCGCGCAGCAAACAUACUCUUAACAACAGUUACGCCAGCUUUGAAAGAUGAAUCCAGACCGAAGAGGGACAUCGCGUUAAUUAAGAAUUUCAUCAUGAGAAAACUAUUUCACGGCGGUGAAGUACAGAACACUGUGUCUCAACCAAACUAUAGACUGUUUAGAAUUCCCGGUUUUGAUAAUAUAUUAGUAAAGGCUAUUCCUAAAGGCAAUAUUGCUGCAAACGCAUCGUCUGUAAUUGAAUCGGAUAUAGAAGAGCAUCCAUCAAUAGCGUUAGUCAAGUCCUAUUUAGGUACCAAGUCGCUCGGUGAAACUCUUUCAGCAUUGGAAGGUACGAAAACUUUACUUCAAUCAGGAAUAUUAAAAGCUCGAGAGGCAACCGACGUUUCAUAUAAUACAUAUCGUGUACCAGUAAAUAUAUCACCAACUUUAACUGAAACAUUUGAAGUAAUUGACCUGGAUGAUGAACAAUCAGAUUGCAAAGUUCCAUCAUUACAACAACGUGUGCCCAUACCUUACGCAUCAACAUUAGGAAAUAUGUAUAAGCCUGCAAGGAUUCCUAUACCAGAUUUGGCGUAUCCAACAAAGUAUUCGUAUAAACAAAUACAUGGCGAUGGCGUUACUAGUUACACAUCUAAAGAUAAUAAGAAUGUUAUAGUUACUGAAAGUAAGAAUCCGGUACAUUUACCUGGUUAUUUAAGAAGUAGAUUGCAGGAAGUUCUCUCAACGGGUCCUAUACCUCUAAAUGCAGUGCAUUAUAUGCAUUCUUUCAAACCACCAGUUUACAAUAUUCCGGUUAAACAUUUACAUCAAGAUGGUUCAGUCACUACAUAUUCUGGAUCGAGUUCAUUAGAAGAGAGUCAAAAUCAAAAAGAAUCUUUGACAGGACAAGCUAUGAGUUAUCAAUCUUCUGUAUCGUUUAAUCCCUAUGAUCCAUCGAAAUUAAUAGUGUCUCCUCAUAUGCCCCUACAGUCUGCGUUUGUACCAACUGAUUAUUAUUAUAAACAAAUGCACGAAAAUGGUUCGGUUACUACAUACUCUGGAUCAGAUGCAGUUGAAAAGAGAAAAAAUCAAAACCCAUUUUUGACAGGUCAGGCCAUGAGUUAUCAAUCUUCACUGUCAUUUAAUCCCUAUGACACACCAAAAUUAAUGGGUACUUCUCAUAUACCCAUGCAGCCUGCAAUUGUACCAACUGAUUAUUCUUAUAAGCAUUUACACAAAGAUGGUUCGAUCACUACAUACUCUGAAUCAGGUGCUGUAGAAGAGCCAAAAAAUCAAAACCAGUUUUUGACCGGUCAGGCCAUGAGUUAUCAAUCUUCAGUGAUGUUUAAUCCCCAUGAUCCACCAAAAAUAAAGGGUGAUUCUCAUAUACCCACGCAUCCUGUAUUUGUACCAAAUGAUUAUUCUUAUAAACAUUUACACAAAGAUGGUUCAGUAACUACAUACUCUGGAGGAGGUGCAGUAGAAGACAUUAAGAGUCAAAAAGAAUCUUUGCCUGUACAGGCCUCGAGUUAUCAAUCAUCACUGUUGUAUAAUCCCUAUGACGCACCAAAAUCAAUAGUUGCUCCUCAUGUACUAACUGAUUAUUCUUAUAAUCAUUUACACAAAGAUGGUUCGGUCAUUACAUACCCUGUAUUAGGGGAAGUAGAAAAGAGUAAGAACCAAAAAGAUUCUUUUCCAGUUCAGGCAAUGACUUAUCAAUCAUCACUAUUGUAUAAUCCCUAUGUCCCACCCAAUUUAAUAGUUGCUCCUCAUUUGCCCAUCCAGUCUGCACUUGUACCAACUGAUUAUUCUUACAAACAUUUACAUCAAAACGGUUCAGUCACUACAUAUUCAGGAUCAGGUGCAGUAGAAGAAAGUAAGAAUCCGAAGUCAGUUAGUUACCAAUCUUCACUAUUGUUCAAUCACCCAGACACGCCAAAAUUAAUAGUUGAUCCACACAUACCUGCGCAGCCCGAAUUUGUACCAACUGAUUAUUCUUACAAACAUUUACACCAAGAUGGUUCGGUUACCACAUAUUCUGGAUCAGGUGACGUAGAAGAGAGUAAGAAUCAAAAGUCAUCUUUUCCAGUUCAGCCCUUUAGUCAUCAACCUUCGUCAGUGGUUAAUAUUCAUGAACCACACAAAUUAAUAGUCGCUCCUCAUGUACCUGUGCAACCAGUAUUUGUUCCUAUUGAUGACGCUAGACCAGGAAAUAAACCCGCUAUUCAUGUUACAAGUUUUGAAACUUCACCAUUUGUCAAUAUUUAUGAUGCACCUUAUGUUACAACAAAUACCAGUAAUUAUAUGUCACCAAAAGUCUCGGCGAAACCUACUGAUUAUUCAUAUAAACAUGUGCAUAAUGAUGGUGUUGUAACGAUAUAUAAUGGCGCGGAUGUGGUUGAAAAUAGUAAUGGUAAACCUUAUGUAAUAGUGAAUGAGGUCAGGAGACCUAUUCCCUUACCAAGUUUUCCUGCAAAUGUUCCAGAAGCAAUAUAUAGAGAUACUUCACCAAUGGUGGUUGAAAAGGCAGUAUAUGGUCCACCUUUACCGGUAUAUAAGGAACAAUAUCCAAUUUUAUUCGAACAUAUACCAGGGCCUAAUGCGAAUCCAUUAAAUCCGUUUUCGAGCGACGAAAUAAAAAAAGAAUAUAACAGUAAUAGCCCAUUAGAACAUUUUUAUCAAAAAAUUCAUAAGGGUGAUACUUCUGUUAAUUUUGAGUCUGGUUUCCAUACCAAUGAGAGUGAUGAAGAAAAAGCAACUGAGACUAUGAAAGAUAAUCAUCAAAGCGAUCACUAUAAUUCUGUCUAUUUAACCAGCCGCAACGCGAUUGAUAAAGUUUUGAAUAAUAGUCAAAACAAUACUCAGGUAAAGGAUGAUUCUUCCCAAACAGGUGUAUUUUCUUACACAACUGUACACAGUGAUGGAUCAAAGACACCUUAUUUCGACUCUGGAAAAGAAGAAGAGGACAAAACUGAGGAUAUUAAAAAAUCACCGGCGUCAGAAAAAAAACCUCUUUCAGUCAUAAUUAAUCGUGAAUCAGAUAAAUCGCAAGAAGUGUCUUCCCGCAAGCCUGUUCGCAAAUAUCGGAAACGUGUUAAUCAUCGCACGACACGUCGCCCAACAACAAUCGGAAGUGAAGAUGCAAAUAAAAAGUAUGCACCACUGAAUGAGAAGGAGGACAUAACAAAUAACAAUCAUAUUAUAUCAGUUAAUAAAAAAUCUGAAAGUAGUAUAGUUUCUAAAAAAAGGGUUAAUAAAUUUUCGACAAUAAAACCAUCUAUGUCAACAUCUACUGAAUUAGAACCAGAAAAGUCCGUCACUAGAGUUUCAUUCAAACAAACUACAAAUCAUGGAGUUCAUACUAACAAAAAUGGAGCUGUUGAUAUUAAAACUGAAACGCCAUUAUCAUAUAAUAAAGAUAGCUCAGAUGUCUUUACAGAUUACUAUACGACAGAUGCCACCCUGUCAUCCAGUGAUAUUUCAUUAAAUACCAAUCCAAUAGUUGUGCUAUCAGAUGAAGAAGAUUUGACUGUCAUGGAAAAUAAACUUUCAAUUUUAGAAGAAAAUGGACCUAAUUUCGAAUUUCAUAGAGGAGAUAUACCUGAGUCAUCUUAUAGAAAGUAAAAGGUGAAAUAACUUAUAGACGUUACAAUUAAAUAAGUAUUUAUUGUUAGUUAUUUUAAAGCUAAUUUAUUAUAGUUAAGUUUUUAAUAUGUAACAGUAAUUAUAAAUUGUAUUUUGUAUAGUAAUAAAUUUAUUUCUUUUGCUACAUAAUUCAAGUACCUUAUUUUAUUUAAUAGUCCUUAUUCAAAUCACAUUUUAAACAACAACAUUCAAUAUGAUUCCUUAACUUUUUACAGGACUCUUGAAAAGAGUAAUAAACGUCCAUUAUUUCUGCAUUUAAUUUUUCUAUCUAAAGCCUUCAUUCUUAUAGUAUACCAUUUUAUAAGAAAAUUUAAAACUUCAUGAACAUAAUAUCAGAAGAUAAAAAAAAAACCGGCUCUAAUAAUGAUAACAUUUUUUUUUACAUGUAUUUCGACAUAUCCCAGGUAUAAUACCGUAACUUAAUCUUAGAGUUUCAAUCAAAGAUUGAAAAUCUGUUUAUUGUCACUAAUGCAGUUCUAAAUAUAUAAAUUUGAUUUCAAAAUUAGCAAAAAAAAAACCAUUUAGACAUCUUUGGUUUGACUGCGGUAUAAAGUUGACAAAAUGGAAUUAUGAUAUUAUCCGUAGGAGGUAUCGAUUUCUAAGGAUGAAAUCAAAUAAAUAGCAGUAAGUUUUACAUAUUUAGACAGCCCUAUAGUACAUUUGGAUACUAGAUACACAUAACCUCACAGAUUUUUCAUUAAAUUAUCGUCUGCUUAUGUGCUGCGAGAAACGAAAAAAUGUAUUUUUCAGUGAAUAUGAUAAUAAUGCAUUCGCACUUUUAUUUACUAGUAAAAACGUAUAUUAAUAUAAAGGCUAUAUUCGACCGUUGUCAGAAUAAUCAACAUGAGAAAGUAACAAUUUAUAUAAAUAAUAUAAACAACAAUAAUCUCAUAUGUGAUAAUCUAAACAAUAUGUAUGAAAGCUAACCCAGGUUAAUUGUGUUGAAUUUAAAUAACUAUCUUUAUAGGAGCUUUAUACUAGGAGUGUAAGUUGAAAUUUGCCGGUUUUUUCGUUACUGAAAACACAUAAUUUUCAGGGGAAUCUCAAAAUAUUGUUAUUCAAAGUAUUGACCAUUUGAUUCUACACAUUUCGCCCAUAUUUUAGGCAAAUCAGGAUACCAUUCCAAAAAUUCUUUUCUCUUUCGAGGAAAACCAUUCGACGAGCCAUUUUUCGACUUCUUCAAAAUUGGC